AUGAAGUUUCGUUACGCCAUGGUUUGUUCCUCGAACCAGAACAGGAGCAUGGAAGCACACUUCCUUUUCAAACGUCAAGGCUUCGAUGUGUCUUCUUAUGGAACAGGUACCCACGUUAAGCUCCCUGGUCCGUCCCUCAGAGAACCAAAUGUCUAUGAAUUUGGAACCCCGUACAAACAUAUGCUUGACGAGCUUCGCAGAAAAGACCCUGAACUUUACAAGCGAAAUGGAAUCCUGCCAAUGCUUAAGAGAAACGCGAGUGUGAAAUUGGCACCCCAGAGAUGGCAAGAAAAUGCUGCUGAUGGCAUAUUUGACGUGGUAAUCACGUUCGAAGAAAAAGUAUUCGAUAUGGUUGUUGAAGAUCUCCAUAAUAGAGACCAUGUUUUAUUGAAAACGGUGUUGAUAGUCAACUUGGAGGUUAAAGAUAAUCACGAAGAAGCCGCUAUCGGAGCAAGGCUUACUUUAGAUUUUUGUCACGAGCUUGAAGCUGUUGAGUCAUGGGAGGAGUCGAUUGAUGAUAUUAUUUCUGGUUUUGAGAAACGUCAUCGGCGGAAGCUUUUGUAUAACAUCUCCUUCUACUGA
Molecule: messenger RNA, 582 nt
Organism: Lathyrus sativus (Indian pea)
Lineage: Eukaryota; Viridiplantae; Streptophyta; Magnoliopsida; Fabales; Fabaceae
Source: the annotation of a GenBank genome assembly